GACUGACCGCCCGGCAGAUCCUCUCUUCACCAUUCUCCCCGACUCUCUCCCCCCUAUUCUUACACUUUCUUUGAGUGCGAUGUGAGGGGCAGAUCUGACAGAAUGAGGGCGGCAGCACGGGAGCUGCUGCACACGGCAACCAUGCAGACCAUGCGUCGUAGACUGAAGCAUGCCGAGGCGCUUGGGGGAGGCAGAUGUUUCGGCACCACUGUGCUGGGAGCUGUGUCUGAAGACCUGCUGCUCUCGCUGUCGAUGGCCCAUCUGCAGCAGAAACCUACCAACCAAAGGAGCCUCGCAGCUGCCCUCCAAGGUGCGCUGCAUUUUUUUGUGAGAUGGGAAGGUGCGGUGUGUUGGACCAUGUGUGUCAUUCAUAUGGCUGUGUGCAGGCAGCGGCCUUGUGAGUAACCGCUGCGUGUUGGGUGUGGUCGGCUUCCUCGACAGGCGGUGGUUCGUGCCCGACAGCGUGGCCGAGCGGCUGGGCCAGCAGCUCUAUCACGACCAACCGGCCGGCAUCUCCAUCGACGGCUCUGCCAAUCAUCAUGUGAUGACGUCGGGUGUGAUGCACGCGCAGUGCCUCGAGGCAUUGAACGUGCCAGCUGGCCAUCGGUGCCUCGACCUGGGCUCCGGCACCGGCUGGAUGACCGUCGCCAUGGCAAUGCUGGUACGUAUGUGUCCAAUCAAAGAGGGCGUGUGCAGCCGACAGACACAAGUGACGUUGUGGUGCGUGGGUGUUUUGUGGGUGUGUCCGUUCGUCAGGCAGGCGGGCGGCGAAGGGGGGUCAGUGGGCAUCGACAUAGAGCCAUCGCUGGUCGACUUUGCUGCCACCACGGCACUUGCGCGGUGUGCCGAUGCGUGUCAUCAAGAGAGGAGGCUCAACGUGCGGUUUGCCGGUCAGUCAGCGUUGCCCCCUGCCUGCUACAAACGAGAGAGACCACACCGACCUGUGCGUGUAUAUGCAGUGGGUGACAUCCGCGACCCAGCCACAUGGACAUCAUCACACCACCCUCGUGCAUUCGACCGCAUUCACAUCGGUGUUGCGCUGCCCCAACUCCCGGAGCACAUCAUCGAGCUUCUGGCGCCAAACGGUGGGUGGGCACACACGACGCCAUUCAGUGGAUCUUCCGAAAUGCCGUACUGAUCGUUUGCCCUGUCUGUCUGCAGGUCGCACGGUGGUUCCAAUUGGGGAGCUUUCGAGUGAACAGUCGCUGAUGCUCGUGACAAAGGGGGACGACGGACAGACGGUCGGUGUGCACACCACACAGCAAUCAAUACACGUAGACACACAGACACACGAUGAUGGUAUACGCAGGUCACGCAUCAAGAGCUGCAGAAAGUGGUGUUCUCUCAUGUCGACGCGCCCCCUGCCGCCGAGCCACCGGCGUCCAAAACGUCUCCUUCUGCGGACGAGCUGCGUGAGCGACGGCGUGUGCUAGAGGAGAGGGUGGCUGAGUUGUGGCGGCGGGGGAGGGAAGGCAGGGCCAGCCUGAGUGACGCCCUCAAGGGCAGCAAUGGCGCUGAGCUGUCGCGUGUGUUGGACGAGCUCAGACGAGUCAAGAGACUGUGCGAAGGGAAGCUGUGACAUGAUGAAGUAAGGUACUCUCGGUGUUUGAAA
Vitrella brassicaformis is the source of this 1612-nucleotide messenger RNA. Lineage: Eukaryota; Vitrellaceae. The record is from the annotation of a GenBank genome assembly.